AUGUUCUUACGGCGGCUGUACACAUUCCGGCACAACCACAACAUAAACCAUGUCUACGAAUCAAAAAAAUUUGUUUUGGUGGCCGAUCAGACAAAAAUAUACUUUUGGGACAGAAAAACGAAAGCGCUGCGGCACACAAAAACUUUUAAGACCGAGAUACAAAAAAUACACAAGUUGGAAAAUAUUGGAUGUGAUGUGCUCACAGGGUACGCUGAUGCCGAGUACAAAGGAUGGAAAGAGUGCAAAAAGUUUGUGUUUCAAUCGGUAAAGCGGCUUUUCAACGGCUCAAUCUGCAUCAAAAUAGCAAGCCUGGCGAAGGCGUGUCUUAAAGGUGCCGUGAUAAUUGGCGAUGAACACAAAAUAAAUGUUAAUGGUACACUGAUAAAGCACAAAUACGGUAAUCUGCUCGAUGUGCAGAACUUGCACGGCUAUUUCUUCGCCUCGUUUGAGAUCGGUAAAAUAUGCUGCGUACAGGAAAGGUGCUUGUUCGAAGUUUUUUGUAUCAACGAUGUGCUUGUUUCGUUCUCAUGGGACCAAAACUCGUUUUACUGCUGUACGCUCUCCGGUUUUCUGUAUAAAAUGGAAUUGACGGUGAACGCUCUCACGAGCAUCGUACGAGCGGUUCAAAAUGCUUUUGAAGACGGACAAACAGCGAACAUAAGCAUGCACGACAUCAAAGACGGGUUAGUUACUGAACAGCAGUACAAUGUAGAGGAGCUGAAAAUAAGCACACUUAUGGUUCUUGAUAGGUACACGGAUGUGGGAAGAAAAAUAAAGAAGGUUGUUGCAAAGGAUGACGUAGUGGUUUUGCACACGGUAUGUGGAAAUUUAAUCUUUUUGAACCACAACCUAGAGAUUGAGGGCUUUUUGGAGGAUGUGGACGAUGUUUUUGAUCGUGAAAACGGGAUUUAUAUUGUGAAUGGGUACGAUGUUACAGAAUUGGAGUGGGGGUGGAGGUAA
This is a messenger RNA of Vavraia culicis subsp. floridensis, 960 nucleotides long. RefSeq lists its product as uncharacterized. The transcript has a single exon. The record is from RefSeq and is a predicted model, not a curated record. NCBI's taxonomy places the organism in Eukaryota, Fungi, Microsporidia, Pleistophoridae. Bases 1 to 960 code for a protein of 319 amino acids.